AUGGCCGUUGCGCCAGACAGUGCCGAUGUGCUUCCUGUUUUCGACUUGACCGCGGCCGUGGACAAGAACCCAGAUGAGGCUGACCCUGAGCUAUGCGCGUCCAUCGCAAGGUGCCUACAUGAGACUGGAUGUCUUAUUGUUCGCGACCCGCGUGUUCCAGCCGCCCACAACGACCGCUUCCUGGACCUCCUGGAGCGCUACUUCGGGCAGCCCGCGGACCGGAAGAUGGCGGACUGCCGACCCUCCCUGGACUACCAGGUCGGGGUCACGCCCUGCGGUACGGAAGUACCCCGUUGCCUCGUGGACACACAGCUUCAAGACCAGCUGCGCAAGCUGAAGGGCGCCAAUCGAGCCACACUGCCGACCGGGCCAGACCUCAAGUGGCGGUACAUGUGGCGAGUUGGUCAACGGCCGGAGGUGACCCAGUUCCCGGAACUGAAUGCGGAGCCUGUCGUACCGCAGGGAUUCCCCGAGUGGUCCGUCGUGAUGGACGGCUGGGGGGAGGCGCUGGUGGGGGCGGCUACUCUGGUGGCGGGGCUGCUGGCCCGGGGGCUGGGACUGGGGGAGAGCGAAUUGCAGGACCUGAUGUCCGUGGGGCCCCACCUGCUCGCCCCGACCGGUUCCGAUCUGUACUGCAAUGGCCGCCUGGGGGCUGUGCUGGCGGGCUACCACUACGACCUCAAUCUGAUCACGGUUCACGGCCGCAGUCGCUUCCCUGGACUGCACGUCUGGUUGCGGGACGGGCGGCGGGUGGCGGUUCGUAUUCCCGCGGGCUGUCUGCUGAUGCAAGCCGGGAAGCAGCUAGAGUGGUUGACGGGGGGAUAUAUUGCGGCGGGGAUGCAUGAGGUGGUGGUGACGGAGGCGACGCUGGCGGCGGUGGAGGCCGCUCGAGCCGCGGGUCGCAGCACCUGGCGCAUCUCCUCCACCGUCUUCAUCCAUUGCGCCAGUGACGCAGUUUUGAGGCCGCUGGGGCGGUUCGGGAAACUGCAACAGCAGCAGCGGAACCAGACAGAUAAUCAUGAUGCGGCAACAUCAGCAGCCGCGGCGGCGGGGGAGGAGGGGAUGAAGGCGGGGGCGGAGGACGGUGCCUAUCCAGCGAUCAAGGCCGGGGAACAGGUGAGCAGCGGGUGCCGGGCAGGGCGGCGGUGGGGACGAGUACCGAUGAGCUCUGCUUUCUAG
Volvox carteri f. nagariensis is the source of this 1179-nucleotide messenger RNA. RefSeq lists its product as uncharacterized. The transcript is spliced from 8 exons. NCBI's taxonomy places the organism in Eukaryota, Viridiplantae, Chlorophyta, Chlorophyceae, Chlamydomonadales, Volvocaceae. The coding region runs from base 1 to 1179 and encodes 392 amino acids. The record is from RefSeq and is a predicted model, not a curated record.